CACCUGGUACGAUGGCGCAACAUGGAGAGGGGGAACAUGUUAUUCAAGACCAUUCCAAGCUUUCUCUGGCUUUUCUAGGAAAGGAUGGAAGCAGGCGAAGAAAGUUCCUUGGAUUGACGAAAGGUAUGGUGCUUUGAAUUCGAUUCACCCACUUCCUGUUGCCAAUGCGUAUCUGCCUACCCUCCCUCCUCUUACCAACCCCGCACCAUACACGUAAAUUCUCAUGAUUCUCCCUCCCUGCCCCCUUCCUACCACCCUUACUCCCUCCUCUUGUACAGAAGAGAAAAACGAUUCCAUGAGGCAAAACAGCGAGCAACACUUGUCGACAAGUGUUGCAACAGCGAUCCUUGGACAGGAAGGCAGCAGGCGACGUCAGACGAUUGCGAAACUCGGAGACAAGUUGAAGCAUCUCAACACCAGCCACACGUCUAGAGGAGAUGAGGUCGGGAUGAUGGAGGACGAGGAGGGUGAGGUCUACAUCGAAGACUCCACAAGGUAUCACUCGGGCCUUCACGGCGUUAAGAAUGCUGGUAGCAAAGUGAGCAGCGCUCUCAAGAGUGUCAUGCCGAGGAUACACAUGACGAACAAGGGGGUGAAUGCACGGGUGGAAGCUCAGCCGCGCACGACCGCAGAAGCUUCAAAGUUUCGAGUUGACGACCUAGGAAAGACCAGCAUUCUUGAUGACGACGAUCUAGAAGAAAUCAAGUUCUAGACGAGGAAUGUUUCUAGUUGAUUGUACAAAAGAAACUUU
Guillardia theta CCMP2712 is the source of this 751-nucleotide messenger RNA. RefSeq lists its product as hypothetical. The transcript is spliced from 3 exons. The annotation marks the transcript as partial. The record is from RefSeq and is a predicted model, not a curated record. Lineage: Eukaryota; Cryptophyceae; Pyrenomonadales; Geminigeraceae.